This is a messenger RNA of Ambispora leptoticha, 738 nucleotides long. Lineage: Eukaryota; Fungi; Glomeromycota; Glomeromycetes; Archaeosporales; Ambisporaceae. The record is from the annotation of a GenBank genome assembly.
AUGUCGGCCAAAGCUAAAACAACUGUCGCCACCGCUGAACAAAUUCUAGUACCUGAAACCCUCUUGGCAAAGAGGAAACAACAGGACAAGAUCCAAGAGGAAAAGGCCAAAGCUCGGAUAGAACAACGAAAGGCUGCCCGCCAAAAGCGUAAGGUGAUAUUUAAACGUGCUGAAAAAUAUGUCAAAGAAUAUCGCGCAGAAGAGCGUAACCAGAUUCGUCUUCGUCGUAUGGCCAAGGCCUCGGGCAACUUUUAUGUACCCGCGGAACCUAAAUUGGCAUUUGUUAUUCGUAUUAAGGGUAUCAAUAAAAUUGCACCAAAACCACGCAAGGUUCUUCAACUUUUACGUCUUCUUCAAAUCAAUAAUGGUGUAUUUGUUCGUUUGACCAAAGCAACGAAGCAAAUGCUCCAAUUAGUCACCCCUUAUGUCGCUUACGGUGAACCAAAUUUGAAGCAACGUGGUUAUGCUAAAGUCAACAAGCAACGUAUUCCCAUAACAGAGAAUACGAUCAUUGAAAAAGAGCUUGGAAAAUUUAGUAUUAUUUGUAUUGAAGACUUGAUUCAUGAGAUUUUCACUGUAGGACCCAACUUCAAGCAAGCCAACAACUUCCUUUGGCCUUUUAAACUCUCUAACCCCAACGGUGGCUGGAAUACGAGGAAGUUUAGGCAUUACGUGGAGGGCGGAGAUUUCGGUGAUCGUGAGGACAGAAUUAAUAAAUUGAUUCAUAGUAUGGUCUAA